Messenger RNA from Adineta steineri, 1239 nucleotides. NCBI's taxonomy places the organism in Eukaryota, Metazoa, Rotifera, Eurotatoria, Adinetida, Adinetidae. The record is from the annotation of a GenBank genome assembly.
AUGAAAAAUCAAAAUUCAAGCUCAAAAUCAAGUGCUAUUAUAAAACCAUCAUCAUCUGCUUCGAUUAAACAAAAAACUAAAAUGACGGACAAGGAGAAUAAACAACAACAACAACAAUCACCACAACAGCAACAAUCAUUUGAAGAAGAUAUUAAUUCACCAUCGAUUAGUAAUCUUCCAAUCGAGUCUAAUGAAAAGGAAACAAAAGAACAUGAAAUAAUAAUUUAUGAAUUUCAUUUUCCUAUUGAUCUUUGUGGUCGUCUUAUUGGUCGACAAGGUGUUCAUGUUGAUUACAUACGUCAGAUGACUCAAGUUGAUUUAGUUGUACGAGAUGAUGCUGUUUCUUAUGAAAAACAAGUUGUUGCUUUACAUGGUCGACGUGUUGAUAUUGAACGAGCAAUUGAAUUAAUAGCAAAACGUUUUCCACCUGAACGUUAUCCUCAAGUCGCAUUUAAACCUAUUAAUAAAAAGAUUAUUUUACGUCAACGUGCACCUGAAUGUAUACCAAUUCCUUCAGCAGUUGCUCAACUUUCUUUACCCGAUGGAAUACCAACAGAAGUUCUUGUUACAAGUGUUGUUUCAUGUAAUCAUAUAUUUGUACAACAGAUCUUACAUCCAUCUUAUCCUGAACUUACUCGUCUCGAUAAUUCAAUGUCAGUUUUCUAUCAUCAUACAGAAAUGACACCGGUUUUACCUCGACCUAUUCAACCUGGUGUAAUAUGUGCAGCACCAACGCAAGCUGGCUGGUUUCGAGCAUUGAUUACUGUAUAUAACAGUAAUGAUGAUAUGGCUAUGAUUAAAUUUCUUGAUUAUGGAGGUUAUCUUUAUAUACCUGCAAGCUCAUUACGUGUUCUCAGACAAGAUUUUAUGAUUAUUCCAUUUCAAGCAGUUGAAGUAUAUUUGGACAAUGUUGUACCAGCAGAUAAUCAAGAGGAUUUUACACCUGAAUCCAUUGAAUCAGUUAAAACAACAAUACUUGGCUCAUGUUUCAAAGCAAUUGUAACUGGUUAUCAUUAUGAUAAUACACCAUUUAUUCAAUUAACAAAACGUUAUGGAAACUCACGUCCUGUUAAUGGUGAUAUUCAAAAAAUAAUCAAUAGUCAACAACAACAAAUAUUGAUGAGUAACGAUCCUACAAUAACAGUUAAUACUCCUACUACUUCUUUGUUAACUAAUCAAUUUGAACAAUCCGUAUCGGAUGUCUCAACAAUGUCAUCAAAUUCAAAUUCUAAUAGUUGA